This is a messenger RNA of Lontra canadensis (Northern American river otter), 1739 nucleotides long. RefSeq names its product keratin 13 (gene KRT13). Bases 184 to 1530 code for a protein of 448 amino acids. The record is from RefSeq and is a predicted model, not a curated record. Gene Ontology annotation, molecular function: structural molecule activity. The transcript is spliced from 8 exons. NCBI's taxonomy places the organism in Eukaryota, Metazoa, Chordata, Mammalia, Carnivora, Mustelidae.
UUGUGGGAAACAGAGUGCAGCUGGCAGCAGUCAGAGGGUGGGGAAGGGAGGAGAGAAGAUGGGGCAAUUGUUCAACCUGGUGGAGGACAGUAUAAAAGGCACCCACUCUGGGGAAGAGCCACAGUCUUCGGCCCAGGCCAAGCCCGGCUCCUGUCCACACCUGCUCCUUCUUUUGCUCUCACCAUGAGCUGCCGCCUGCAGAGCUCUUCCGCCAGCUAUGGAGGUGGUUUUGGGGGUGGCUCUUGCCAGCUAGGAGGAGGCCGCAGUGUCUCUGCCUGCUCAACCCGCUUUGUCUCUGGGGGGUCAGCUGGGGGCUAUGGGGGUGGCAUGAGCUGCGGCUUUGGUGGAGGGGCUGGUAGUGGUUUUGGAGGUGGCUUUGGAGGUGGCCUUGGAGGUGGUCUUGGAGGUGGCCUUGGCGGUGGCUUUGGUGGGGGUUUUGGCGGUGGCUUUGGUGACUACGGUGGUGGUGAUGGAGGCCUCCUCUCUGGCAACGAGAAGAUCACUAUGCAGAACCUCAACGACCGGCUGGCCUCCUACCUGGAGAAGGUGCGGGCCCUGGAGGAGGCCAACACGGAGCUGGAGGUGAAGAUCCGGGACUGGCACCAGAAGCAGAGCCCCAGCAGCCCGGAGCGGGACUAUAGCCCUUACUUCAAGACCAUUGAGGAGCUCCGCGACAAGAUCCUGGCGGCCACCAUCGACAACAACCGGGUCAUCCUGGAGAUCGACAACGCCCGGCUGGCGGCGGACGACUUCAGGCUCAAGUACGAGAAUGAGCUGGCCCUGCGCCAGAGCGUAGAGGCCGACACCAACGGCCUGCGGCGGGUGCUGGACGAGCUGACCCUGUCCAAGGCCGACCUGGAGAUGCAGAUCGAGAGCCUGAACGAGGAGCUGGCCUACCUGAAGAAGAACCACGAGGAGGAGAUGAAGGAGUUCAGCAGUCAGGUGGUAGGUCAGGUCAACGUGGAGAUGGACGCCACCCCGGGCAUUGACCUGACCCGCGUGCUGGCCGAGAUGAGGGAGCAGUACGAGGCCAUGGCGGAGAAGAACCGGCGGGAUGCCGAGGAAUGGUUCCACAGCAAGAGCGCAGAGCUGACCAAGGAGGUGUCCUCUAGCACUGCCAUGAUCCAGACCAGCAAGACAGAGAUCACGGAGCUGAGGAGCACGCUCCAGGGCCUGGAGAUCGAGCUGCAGUCCCAGCUCAGCAUGAAAGCCGGGCUGGAGGGCUCACUGGCCGAGACGGAGUGCCGCUACGCCACGCAGCUGCAGCAGAUUCAGGGGCUCAUCAGCAGCCUGGAGGCCCAGCUGAGCGAGCUCCGCAGUGAGAUGGAGUGCCAGAACCAGGAGUACAAGACGCUGCUGGACAUCAAGUCUCGGCUGGAGCAGGAGAUCGCCACCUACCGCAGCCUGCUGGAGGGCCAGGACGCCAGGAUGGCUGGCCUGACCUCCUCGGGAGCGAACACCAGCGUCACAGUCACCACCACCAGCAGCUCCUCUUCCGGUCGCCGCAUUUCAGACACCCAUAGGCUUUAAAUCCACUCGGCAUCCUCUCCCUCUGUCUUCAGCAUCCAGAGGAGAGAGCUGAUGGGUCCCUGCUGGAGAAAGGGGGAGACCGCAAGAUGCACCCUGGCCCCGCACUUUCCUGAGGGCAGGCGCUCCCUGCUUCUCUCCCCGUGUGCUUCCUCUUCUCCCUUACCUGGUUCCUCAGGCUUCUCAGCUUCUCUACUCAAAACAAAAGAUAA